CGUUGACAAGGCGUGUUGGCGGAAAUUUUUGAAAACGGCGAAGAAAGGAACAGCCCCGAAAAACUGGAGAUUCAUCUAAGAGUCCACGAUGAGCCGAAGACCUAGCAGAAGAUUUUCUGAGAUGCCAAUGCGUGCAACUGAUGGCAGAAUGAGUUUGGUGAAUGCGACGCCGCAGAACAAAGACAAUGUCUUUGGAAAGCUGAACAUCCCAAAACCUCAGUCUGGCACAUCAGAGAGGAGGACCAGCUUUUUUGGAAAAGGUGCUGGUGGUGGUGGCCAGAGAAACAGCUUGUUUGGGUCCUAUGGGGGCACAGAAAAGAUCAAGGAUCCCAGACCCCUUCAUGACAAAGCUUUUGUCCAGCAGUGUAUCAAACAGCUUUGUGAGUUUCUUGGAGAUAGUGGAUUCCCUGGCACAAUCACAGUAAAGGCCCUCCAGUCGCCUUCUACUAAAGAGUUCCUGAAGAUAUUUGAGUUCAUCUACAGUUUGUUGGACCCUACCUUUCAGAUGCCCACUGCCAAAGUUGAAGAGGAGAUUCCUAGGAUGUUGAAGGACUUGGGGUACCCAUUUCCAUUGUCAAAAAGCUCCAUGUACUCCAUUGGGGCUCCACAUACCUGGCCACAGGCUCUAGGGGCACUCAUCUGGCUCAUUGACACAGUUAAAAUCUUUAACAGUAUGAAAGGUCAGAACCUACUGUUUGCUGACUUCUCAGAUGGCUCCACUGAGCUAGAGGAGGGUGUCGAAUACAACAAGCUCUUCUUAGACUACUGUUCUAAGACCUACAAUAACUUCAUGCAGGGAGCAGACACCUUUGAGGAUGAGGAUGCAGAAUACCUCAGCCAUCUGAAGAGGCUGUACAAUGUGGAUGAAGCUCUACUAGAGUCACAACAGGAAAAACACAGGAUUCUGAUGGAGGAGGUGGAGAGACUAGAGAAAGAGAGUCAUACUGACCGGUUGAUGGCACAGAGGACUGAGAAGCUGAGGUUACAGACUGAUCUGCAGAAACUUCAAAGCUACCGUGCUCACAUGGAAUCAUUCAAAAGUCACCUGGAAAACAAGGCCACAGGGCUGUCUGAGGAGCUGGAGGCUGCUGACCUUCAGCUAGAAAGUCUGAAGCAGGACAAGGCAAGACUGCAGCACAUUCUGGAGAAUCAGAAGUUCACUCCAGCCGAUAUUGAGCGCAUCAACAGGGAGAGAAAUGAGCUACAACAGACCGUCAGCAGUCUGAGCCGCAGUCUUGAGGAGGCCCAGCAGCUAGCAUGGAAUGAGGAGAUCACCCUUGUCAAAACCAGGGAGAGGGCUGAGGUAAAGUUGGCAGAGUACCACAAAUUGGCACGCAUGCUCAAGCUCAUUCCCCAGUCUGCAGAGAAUGCUUGUGGCCAUGACUUUGAGAUCAAAACAGUCAGCGACUAUGGCCCCACCACUGCCACCCAGAUCAGAACACAGAUACAGAAUCCUCUCAAAAACAUGCUUUUGGAUGUAGAAGAAGAGUUCAGCAGUCUGACCAAUAUGAAGCUUAGUCUAGAGGAGACGGUGGAACAGAUAAAGUCUAACAUUUCUGAGAAGAUGAACGACAUAAAGCAGAUUAAAGAUCAAAUCCGCAGACUGGACCAGCAGCUGGAGCAUGACAUGCAGGAGAUGGCUCAAGAAGAGGAAAAGUGGGCAGCAGAUGUGGAUUCUGCUGAAAGAAACAAAAAGCUUCUAGAAAAGAAGGUCAUGGAUGGCUACGAGGAGGCUGAAGAGCAACUGAAAGCAGCCCAACAACAGUACCACCUUGUGCUUCAGGAAACCAAAGAGGAGAGCCGGUUGGUGGCAAACAAUUUGACUCAUGUCUUCAGUGCUGCAGCCAACCACUUGGGUAUAGUUGAGAAACAUUGUAACGACCAGCUGAAAAAGAUGGACAAGAUGAACGAAAUUGUUCGGGAAGACCAAGCAGACCUGCAUCAGCUGAAGGAAAUGAUAGAAUACUUUGUCACUAGAGCAGAUAGCUUUGCGUGACUGAAUGGGAAGCCAAUUUGUAAAUAGUUUUGCACUCAGUUACUAAUGCUACUUACAUGUGUAAUUUGUACCCGUUACUCUUUGUAUUCUGUUUAAUAAAUGUGUUCUUUUUUCCA
Colossoma macropomum (tambaqui) is the source of this 2112-nucleotide messenger RNA. RefSeq names its product NDC80 kinetochore complex component (gene ndc80). NCBI's taxonomy places the organism in Eukaryota, Metazoa, Chordata, Actinopteri, Characiformes, Serrasalmidae. Gene Ontology annotation, cellular component: Ndc80 complex. Gene Ontology annotation, biological process: attachment of mitotic spindle microtubules to kinetochore. The record is from RefSeq and is a predicted model, not a curated record. Bases 89 to 1996 code for a protein of 635 amino acids. The transcript has 17 exons.